AUGCCUUUCAUUGCGGAGCGCUCGGGCGCGUCGCAAGAGGCGCUUCUCCGCCUCGAGAAGGGCGGUGAUUCACCAAGUACUCAACUACAUGAAGCAGCGAAGAUUCUCGGCGUCGAUUUGGCGCUUUGUGAAAGUCACCCGGAGACUCGCCGCACUGGCAAAAUGCAACUGAGCGCGACUCCGAAGGCCGAAUGGACGCUCCGAUGGCUACUGAAGCGACUGAAGAAUGGCAAGAAUUAUCGCGUGGACCCGGCAUCCUUUCUUUUGCUCCGACAGCUCAUCGACGUGAUUCCUCCAAAAAACCUGGCGACAACUUUGAAAGAGCAAAAGUUCCUCUCAAUUCUGUGUGACGCCGUUGCGGACCUAGAAGCCGACAUCUUUGUGACAGUGGGAAGAGGGCAAUCGAUCGCCAGUUUCGACUCUGACUCGAGCCAUACACUGGUCAGCUCCCCCGCUCAGGAGGACCAGAAAAGCUCCAAGGGAACAAAGAGGAAGAGAGUGGCUCCCGAGAAUGACGAGGAUGCUAUGGAUGUGGACGAACAGCCACAGAACCCGGCCUCGUGCUUCCUCGCAUUCAUCCGGGUUCUCGAUUGUCUAUAUGGGGUCGUGACACUGGCUCAGCAAACCCUCGGAACGGAUGAAAACGCCAAUUCGCACCUGAAGCUGGCAUUGCGAGGCGAGCCGGCUAUCGUGGCUAAGUUAUUGGGCAGGUCUUUCCAAGUGGCUGCAGUGGCUAUCACGCAGUUCUCUCAGGCUGGCAAAACAACCGAUCUUCAACAUUUGAUCUUUGUGCUCCCGGCAGUUCUAGAGCUGUGGGAGUCAAGAUCUUUCCGUGACGAUGAUACACUCAACAAGACAAGCAACGAAGCUUUUGCGAAGUCUUGUUUCGCCCACGGACUGCGGCUUCAGCUUUGUCUCCGGGAUACCAAGCUAGAUACUGAUGAGAGAGCUCACCUUCUUCAUUCGAUUGAGCGGAUCCUCGCACUCCAUGUGCUACUUCCGGCCCGUGAGGCCUUCUUCGAGCGUGGUGGCUCCGGUAUUGACUACUCCAAGGAAGAGCCAGACUGGAGUCCUGUUCAACCAGUGACGGAUACUUUCAGGCCCAUCAUCCGCGAAUCUUCGGCUAUCCAAAUGUCCCAAGGCGAACCUAGGGACGUAUCUUUCCACUCCUCAUGGCAAUCGAUCGAACUUCUCCCCGAGUUGUUCGAUAAUGCAAUUCGGGCGGUGCCAAGAGACAUCUUCCGCCGACAGACCCAUGAGGCUCCUUGGCUCGAGACCUUGUUUGUGGCCGUCGCAGAAUUGGCCUAUACCACUGCAAAGGAAGAGGACCCUGACACCCAUUCUACUCGCUUUGUUUCGGUUCUGGAAGAGCUUCUCCGAGUAGCUCUUGCCCGCAACGUGGGCCUUUCUUUGCACACUGUUCUGACCCAUGCCCGUUUUACUGGUCUCUACGAGGAAGGACUAGACCAAGUUCACUGGAAAGUGACGGCUUUAGCCAUCAGUCUUGGUGUCGAUAUCUUCUUGCCAAACUCUGGCCUGUCUGAUUCCCGCAAGCUUUUGGAUGCCUUGCUUGACAAGAUCAUGCUCCAGUGGUACCACGGCUCCCCUACGAAAUCACAAGAUUACAGUACGAUCAAAAACGAAGUCGCCAUUCCCCUCAUGCGAGGCUUUGCGGCAGCGAGAGACCUAACAACUUUCAUGGACGUGUGGCGUAGCCAGCUGAUCAAGCUGGAGGACGCUCGUAUGCAAAAUGACAGUCUGUCGAAGUUUUCGGUAUGGGAAGACGAUGACCUAUGUGAUGCUUACAGCGAGUUGAUGCGAACUUCGCUCACUGGCACCAGUCUCUCGGAACAGGCGCGCUCUGCUGUCAUGAAGCUUCGGGCCGACAGUGGUAAGGUCUCCGAGUCCUCUGAGUCGUAUGCCGACUUUGUUCUCAUGGAGGCUGGCUUUCGAGGGAGGAAAUUGGCUGCGGACGAUCUUGAGGAGACUAUGAUUACUCUAAUUGAGACACUGUCAGCUACACUGUCCUCAAAGCAGACCAUCCACUGGCGUUGGCGCUUAUGGCGAUUCGUUCGAGUCUUUCUCGAGAACAACACAAUGACAGCGGACGGCAAACUUCCUCAGGCAAUCAACCUUCUACUAGGCUCUGUCGCAGGAAUGAUUCGUCGCAAUCAUAAGAACUUAGACGGCAUCCCUCUCGCCGCGCUCGAGGCUUGGGAGGCCUAUCGGUAUGCCUUGGUUGCUAUCAAGGGCAAGCCCUCAGAUGAACAGCUGGAGGCAUUCACCGAUAUCUCCAAGCGCGUCACUGACUUCAUUGUAUCUGUGUCGACGGAAAGUGCUAAAGAGUCCAUGAAUACACCCUGGGAUGGCCGAAUUGACACACUGAAAUCUUCAACGACCCUUUGCUUGGCUUACUUCAUGGCCCUUGUGAGGGUGCCCGAAGCCUGGGAGCGUGUCCCUUCGGAGAAACGCUCUCGUCAGCUCGAGCACAUUCUUUCCAUGGCCGCAGUUCAAUACCGGGCAUCAUCGCCGCCGCUCGAGGCCAUCGCUGAUGAUGCGCGGUUCCUUCAGGCAUGGACGAGCGUUGUGUGUCACGAGUACCUGCUCGGCGUACCCUUCAUUGUGUCAGACUUGGUACAGAUUCUCAACCAAACCAUUGAGAACGACCAUCACAACCGUCAUCUCUGCGUGGAGAGCAUGCAGAGGAUCCCGGCCGCUUUGAUCACUCGCGGUCUCCGAACAGCCAUUUUGAACAAAUUCAACAGUAUUUUGCUUCAUCAGGAUAGUUCUCCCGAACUGACUGUGGGUCUCCUGACUAUGAUGGCGAAGCUAGCGGCCAUGCCCAAGUGCGAUGCGAUCGUGACGGCCGAGUGGGAGCCGAUCUCCACUGCUGCCCGAGCUAUCAAUCUUCAGGGUACAGAGGUUGAUCUUCAGAUCAUGAAAGCCUUCCGAAGCUUCCAUCAUGCGGUCAUUGCCAAAUUAUUAGUGUUGAAGGAGGACAACCGGAUCGAAAUGACCAAGAAGCUGUUCGCAAAAACAUCCAAGCAGACUUCCAAGUUGCGACAAAUAGAUCGGAAUUCCAUGGCUGACUUCCUCCUUCGUCUGAACCUGUCAGAAUUGUGGAGUCACCGUAAACAACUGCGCGAGGCAUUCCAGGAGGAUGAGCUGGCCGCCUGUCGCCAACGUGUAUUCGGGCUGAUUUUGGCAGACAUGAAGUCUGUGAAGGAGCAGUGUAAGAAGCAUAAGUUGGAGGAAACCAUUACCCUCAUCAAGACCAUCGAUGCUCUGGAGGACUUUGAGGACCUGGUGACGAACAAUAUCGAGGUGGAGAAGUUUUUGUCCAAGAUUGAGCAGUACAUGGAGAUGUCUAUCGACUCAGCCCCAUCUCGGUUGAUUCGUCGCCGUCUUCUUGCUAGCAAAGGACCCGAGAAGAACAUCACAAAGCCAGUACUGAAGUGCGCCGAGACUCUGACAUUGCAGUCGCUUUACGCUGAAGACCAGCAGCUAUUUAUGCGGGCCACAACCGAACGUUUCCGUUCUAUGACCCCGGAGAGGAUCAGCCUAGCAAUCCGCGAAGUUCAGGAGCUUGGUCUCACUGGUGAAAAUGCCGGUUACAAAUUGCUGGUGAUCUACCUAGCUCUGAUCUCGCUUCCUCCAGUCGAUGACAAGGAGAGCUCAGCAGCCCAAGAGCUGUCUCAGCUCGGCCUUGAUCUUACAGCUGCUCUCCCUAAGUGCACCUCCAUCACUCAGUUUUGCUUGAUGACCGAGUGCCUGUCUCUUCUGCUACGCACUCACACCCGCAGUCUCGGGCAGUGCAACGUGGAUGGAAUGCUCAUGUCCAUCGGAUCGUGUGCUUCUAAAGUCGGCCCCCAUAUCUCCCCUGAAUAUGCCCCCGCCAUCUACACGCGUCUCUGCCGCCUGAUGGGACUUGUACUGGGACUGCAACGGCUCAAGAUUGGCGGUCGCUUCCACCUCGUGGUCAACGCCAUGCAGCGCCUUCUAUCCUGUCUGUUCGUAACCUCACGCAAGCGGUCUCGGACUAAGACACAAACCAACCUCUCGCAUCCCUUCUGGCUUGCCCCGCUCAGUGCCUCGGACACCACCCACUAUACUCGACUCCUCACUUCCCUUUGCGACCCCACUGUCUCCGCCGUGCUCCGUCCCCAGGCCGGUGCGUCCCGCGAAGCGCUCACCGACGAAACCAAGAAGGCAAAGCGCAUCGCGGGUCAAUACCUGCAGUAUGUCGUCACGGCAUACACCAGAGUAUCUCUCAAUGUAGCGCUCCAACCGGACGUCAAGGCCGCACUGAUGCCUGGUCUCUACGCUGCACUCGACGUGAUGUCCAAGGAAUCAAUGCGCGCUCUCAACGCCGCACUGGAUAUGUCAGGCCGCGCUGUCUUCAAAUCGCUGUACGAUGACUACGUGAAGUUCGGAAAGUGGAACAAGGCGUGA
This is a messenger RNA of Penicillium maclennaniae, 4452 nucleotides long. Its product is annotated as ribosome biogenesis protein URB2. The transcript has 2 exons. The record is from RefSeq and is a predicted model, not a curated record. Gene Ontology annotation, cellular component: nucleolus. NCBI's taxonomy places the organism in Eukaryota, Fungi, Ascomycota, Eurotiomycetes, Eurotiales, Aspergillaceae. Gene Ontology annotation, biological process: ribosome biogenesis. The coding region runs from base 1 to 4452 and encodes 1483 amino acids.